UCUGCCGCGUUUUUUUUAACCUUUAAAAAAACGAACAUGUCGCACACCUACACCUUUCCUACUACAGACGCACUCUCCAGCGGCUUGAAUGACUUUGUCGCCAAACGCUCCAUUGAAGCUAUUGCAGAUCAUGGUGCCUUCACCGUCGCUGUAUCGGGCGGUUCGCUCCCCAAGCUGUUGUCCAAGGACUUGAGAGAAAACCCAGAGGUCGACUUUUCGAAAUGGGAAAUCUUUUGGGCCGAUGAGCGAUGUGUACCACUCGACGAUGCCGACUCAAACUAUCGCGAACUCAAGAUUCAUUUGCUCGAUGCGGUGCAUGGCCAACCCAAGACCCAUGCCAUUGGCAAUUUCGGCAAGGACGCCGAAAAGGCUGCGGUCGACUAUGAGCAGCGACUCAAGGAUUAUUUCAAAGGGUUGCCCGCGUUUGACUUGAUCUUGUUGGGUAUGGGUCCCGACGGCCACUGCUGCUCGUUGUUCCCCGGUCAUCCUCUGCUGAACGAGACAACGCGUUGGGUGGCUCCCAUCACGGAUUCGCCCAAGCCCCCACCCGAGCGCAUCACGCUGACGUAUCCCGUCGUCAACCAUGCAAAGGCUGUUGCUUUUGUCACUGCGGGUGAAGGAAAGCAGGACAUGCUUCAAAAGAUCUUGGAACAGCCUCAGCUCCAGUUGCCUUGCCAACGCGUUCAACCCCAAGGACCGGUAUACUGGUUCGUGGAUGAGGCUGCAGCCGGCAAGUUACAGAAACAGACUGUCAGCAAAUAUUAGGAAUAAGAAGGGAAUGACGCAUGUUUUUCUUAUUUUUUUCGCUUGUAUACACAUGGGGGAGG
Molecule: messenger RNA, 827 nt
Organism: Zychaea mexicana
Lineage: Eukaryota; Fungi; Mucoromycota; Mucoromycetes; Mucorales; Lichtheimiaceae
Product: 6-phosphogluconolactonase
Exons: 1
Coding region: 37-765 (242 amino acids)
Biological process (GO): carbohydrate metabolic process; pentose-phosphate shunt
Molecular function (GO): 6-phosphogluconolactonase activity
Source: RefSeq, a predicted model, not a curated record